Menidia menidia (Atlantic silverside) is the source of this 2061-nucleotide messenger RNA. Lineage: Eukaryota; Metazoa; Chordata; Actinopteri; Atheriniformes; Atherinopsidae. The record is from the annotation of a GenBank genome assembly.
AUGGCAGGAUGGAGUCAUCAUGUCUGGACUUGGCUCUGGAAGGUGAGCGUCUCUGUAAGGCAGGUGACUACCGCGCAGGUUGGAACAGAGGACCUCCAAAUCCUCAGUGCCAUCUAUAGCCAGCUGGGAAAUGCCUACUUUCACCUACAAGAGUAUAAUAAAGCUCUGGAGUACCAUCGGCAUGACCUCACACUCACCAGGACAAUUGGAGAUGAACUUGGUGAAGCUAAAGCCAGUGGGAACCUUGGGAACACUUUAAAACUUUUAGGACGGUAUAAUGAAGCUGUGGUUUGUUGCCAAAGACAUCUGGAUAUCACGAGAGCCAUUUGUGAUAAGGUUGGGCAGGCUCGAGCUCUGUAUAAUUUCGGAAACGUUUACCACGCCAAGGGUAAGAACAUCUGCUGGAGUGGAACAGAGCCAGGAGAGUUUUCUGAGGAGGCCAGGAUUGCCUUGAGGAAUGCUGCUCAGUACUAUGAAGCAAACCUGAGCCUGGUAAAGGAGUUAGGCGACCGUGCAGCCCAAGGCCGUACUUACGGGAACCUUGGUAACACUUACUAUCUCUUGGGUGACUUUCAGGCUGCAAUAGCUGCACAUGAAAAGCGGCUUCUUGUUGCUAAAGAGUUUGGGGAUAAGUCUGCUGAACGGAGGGCUCACUGCAAUCUUGGCAACGCACACAUUUUUCUCAGCCAGUUUGAUGCGGCUGCAAGUCACUACAAGAGAACUCUGCAGCUGGCCAGGCUUUUGAAGGACAGAGCAGUUGAGGCUCAGGCCUGUUACAGUCUGGGCAACACCUACACACUUCUGCAGGACUAUGAGAGAGCCAUUGAUUAUCACCUCAAACAUCUGGUCAUUGCUCAGGACCUCAAAGACCGAGUCGGUGAAGGUAGAGCCUACUGGAGCUUAGGAAAUGCCCAUACAGCCCUGGGAAAUCAUGAGCAGGCCAUGUUCUUUGCUGAGAAACACCUGGAAAUUGCCAAAGAGACUGGAGACAAAAGCGGUGAGGUCACAGCUAGGAUGAAUUUGUCAGAUCUGCGGCUGGUUGUUAGCCUGAAGUCAAACUCCAGCAUUCAUCAUAUCUUCCGCAACACCAACACAAACAGCCCUGUCACAUCAGGCACUCAUCCAGGCUACCUCAACCUACCGGGAGUGAAGUCUUCAUUAAGGAGGAGAGGUAGUGCAGACAAUCUGGAAGUUAGUCCAAAUCCUGAUAAAAGCCAAAGUGGAGAUUUAUCUGCACAUCUGGACUUGGAGGAGGAUGUGUUUCCUGGAUCAUCAAAACACAACACAAUCAAGGCGUCAACAAAACUGUUCUUUAUCCAACGGCUUAAAAGUAAAAAGCACAAGAACUGCAAAUCUUCCCUGAAGGAAGAAGAAGAAAACCUCUCUGAGCACACAGCUCCUGAGCAGGAAACCUCAGUGUCUCAUAAGCUGAAACCACAGGACACUGUUGGGGAGGACAGCUUUUUCGACCUCCUCUCUCGUUUCCAGGGCAACAGAAUGGACGACCAAAGGUGUACACUGGAUACCCAGAGCCAUGUCCCUUCCCAUCCCUCUCCCUCCUCUAACUUACCUGUAGCUGAAGGAAAAUAUCCAGAAACUCCAUCCCAGGAUCCUGGUCAUUUCCUGGAGCUGCUGGCCAGCUCCCAGGCCCGUCGUCUGAACGACCAGCGGGCCAGCCCCUGCCAUUUUCCUGGCUUACGUCUCAACGCCUCCAACCCGCCUCAUAUACCCUCCACCUCCAGCACAGACCAAGCCCCCACACAAGCCCUAAUCUCCAGUGCAGACACACCUCCCACACCCUCCCUGUACAGUCACCUCGAGGCAAAUGCUGACCAGCCCGAGGGGGAUGAUGUCUUCUUUGAUAUGCUAGUGAAGUGCCAGGGUUCCAGACUGAACGACCAGAGGUGCGCUGCUCCAUCUUCUACCAAUCAGGGGCCGACUGUUCCGACCGAGGAUUUUUUCAGUCUCAUCAUGCGUUCCCAAUCCAACAGGAUCGAGGAGCAGAGAGUCCAAGCACCUACUGGCAUCACUCAGUCAAAACCAGGCUGACUUCAAGGAAAG